UUCAGAGGACUCAGGAAGCGCCGCUGACCUUUGAUCUGACCUCAGAUCUGCCGAUUCUGCGACCUCGAAACAAACCGAGCGUCGAGUAUAAAUACAGUCCGUCCACAGACGUCCUCUCUCCGUCCGUCUGUCUGCUGGGAUCAGAUGAUGAAGGCUGUUCAGGCUGCCGCGCUCUUCCUGAUGAUGAUGAUGAUGAUGAUGAGUUCUGUGUCUGCUUUUCUUCUUCCUCCUUCAAUCAACGACUCCACACACGCUGAUCAGGUGAGUCCUCACCUGCUGAACAACAGUGACUCCACCAGAUUCGAGUCUCGUCAAAACGUCAACAACUCGCUGGGCGACAUCCCAGGUCGCGGCGCAUCGAACACGAUGAACGGCUCCCGUUCCUCUGCUCCCAGGUCAGAGGAGAUUCUGCAGCAGCCGAAUAAAACCGACCUCGACUCCACAAACAGGAUGGUGGGUCACGUUCUUCAGUCUGGAGGAGACGAACGAGCCGGACAAUCUUCUUAUGAUCCUUUCGGACACAGGAAGUGACGUCAGAUGACACGCCCACAACUGACCGACCAAUCAGAGACAGAUGUUCAGUCACCGACCAAUCAGAUCGGAAGAAAAAAUCCACAGUCCUCGUAGUCUGCGUAGGAUGUUAUUUUUUUCCCAUAUAUUUUUAAAAAUGUUCUUUCUUAAAUAUAAAUAAUAAAUAAUAAAAAAACUGUCUUCUAACAGAAACUGAUGUCAACGGUUUCUAUAGCAACAGUUAAGAGUUCGUUAACAGAGUGAUGAUUUUUCUGAUGAUUGUGUUUUUGAUUCUCUGUCUUUAGUUAAAUGUCCUUUAAUCUUCUUGUUAGUUCACUAUCAGCUGCAGUCGGACUCCUUCUAUAAUCAGUGAAGUUGAUUCUGAUUCAAAGUGAUUCCUGUUUCGUUUAUUAACUGUUUUAAAUAUGUUCAAUAAUAUAGUUUUUUAUACAUGUAUAAGAUUUGAGUUUUUUAAGUCUGCAGGUAAAAAGGUGACCAAACCUUCAGAAACAGCUCAUCUUUUCCUUUUAAGGUAGCCGGUAAUCUUUCAUGGGGGAGCGCGUUGAAAAGCUCUCGGUACCAGAGGCUAACACUUUCGAGCAAUUAAAAGGAGCUUCUCAACAAGUUUGUAGUGUGAUGCAGGGAAAUGCAAUUCCUUGGAGGGAAGGCCUAAGAGGAAAACACCAGGGUCUUAUUUCAUUUGUAUUUUAAAUAUCCCACUAAUUACCUUAGAAAUACUGAGCCUUUACGGCGCCGGCUUAGCGGCCCGCGAGCCGAGUCCGUGAGUGAGGAACACACACACAGGGAGAGCGGAGAUGAGUCGGAGAAAGGAUUUCACAUGGCGUGCUCUAAAAAGAGAAACGUAGACAGCGGAAACAGAGCUUUUAAUCCAGAAUGGACUGUUACAUGUUCAAUCCUCCUCAUAUGUUCCGAGAUCAUGGCGAUUAUUAAAUGUGAAGCGCCGCUACGAGACAAAGCACAGAGCAGCUUUUGAGCAGGUUGACAAGGGGGACGGGUUUUGGUCAUUUUGCUAACAAGGGGGAUGGCGUCCCCCUUCGUCCCCCCUCAUAUAGUCUACUAUAAAUACGCCCCAUUAACAUAUCACUGUCAUAGGAGAUUGUUCCCGCCUGCUUCAAGACAGCCACCAUCGUCCCUGUACCUGCUAAGUCUGCUGUGUCUAGUCUAAAUGAGUUCCGCCCUGUGGCUCUCACCCCCAUUCUGAUGAAGUAUUUUGAGAAACUGGUUCUACAACACAUAAAGAACAACAUCCCAGCCAGCCUGGACCCUCACCAGUUUGCUCUCAGAACCAACAGACCCACAGAGGAGGCCUUCUCCACUGCCCUCCACUCAGUCUUUCUCCCGGAGAACAACAACAGAAUGUUGUUGGUGAUUUCAGCUCAGCAUUCAACACGAUCUCCCCAUGAAACUGACUGAAAACUGCCCUCUGGGCUUGAGUACCACACUCUGCAACUGGAUAUUGGACUUCCUCACAAACAGACCCCAGACAGUUUGGUACUGAACACCGGAGCCCCCCAGGGCAGUGUGCUCAGCCCCCUCCUGUUCACGCUGUACACCCACGACUGCAGCCCCCGACAUGGAGACAACCUGUGGUGAAGCUGGAAUGACACCACCAUCGUCGGCCGGAUUACAAACAACGAUGAGACUUCAUAUCGGGAGGAAAUCAACAAUCUUGCAGCGUCAGUGUAAAAAACAUUUAACUGCAGGUUAUUUUGUUAGUUUGUUGAAAAAUCUUCAUGUUGGUGGUUGAAUCAAACUAAUAACCAAUAUUUUCAAUAUUUACUAUAAUAGGAUAUGAACAUGAGAUAAUUAUGAGCUCAGUGUGUUUUGUUCAGAGAUCAUGUGAUCAAUCGAUCGAUUGAUUGAUUCAGAUACUUCAGUAAAUAUCAACAGCUUCCUGUAAAGUGAGAUGUACUUUUGAUUCAACUGUAAACUUGUUUGUGUUCAAAGAAAAACAGGUGACGAUGUUCAACAGGAAGAGGAAGAGACUGAAAGAGACGGAUGGAAAGAUAGAGGAUGAGGAGACGGUUCACUGUUCACAUUUGUAUAAUUACAUUCGGUAUAAAUCAUCAUUCACUGUUUCCUCUGUUCCAACAUAAUAAAUCUGUUUGUUCUUUGUUCUCCUGA
Siniperca chuatsi (mandarin fish) is the source of this 2655-nucleotide messenger RNA. RefSeq lists its product as uncharacterized. NCBI's taxonomy places the organism in Eukaryota, Metazoa, Chordata, Actinopteri, Centrarchiformes, Sinipercidae. The record is from RefSeq and is a predicted model, not a curated record. Bases 145 to 531 code for a protein of 128 amino acids. The transcript is spliced from 6 exons.